UUGGUUGAAAGUCAACGUGUGCAGCUGAAUGAAAAAUGGUUCUUGUUUCUUCGAAGAAAAAUCAUAAGAAAUAAUAAUGAGUUCCCAUAUUGACAACAUAAUACCUAGACUAGCAGAAGCUGUCGAAACUGUUAUGAACCCGUCUGUAGGGCACAAUGACCGUCUUACAGCUCAUAAGAUUUGUGAAGAAUUCAAAGAAUCAUCCCCAGAUUGUCUUCCUUGUGGUUUGGUUUUAGCAGGGAAACAGUUUUCUCCUAUUCUAAGACACUUCGGUUUACAGUUAGUUGAACACUGUAUCAAGUUUCGAUGGCAUACGAUGUCACAAAAUGAUAAGGAUAAUUUGAAGAAAAGUUCAAUGGAAUUAGUAAACCAGGGCACACACAGUCUUCUGGAGGAGGAGCUACAUAUCAAAGAUGGCGUGUCUCGGAUCAUGGUGGAGCUAAUCAAAAGGGAAUGGCCUCAACUCUGGCCAUCAUUACUCACUGAGCUGCAUGACCUGUGUCAGUAUGGGGAGACUCAGACGGAGCUGGUGCUGAUGAUCUUCCAUCGUCUGGUGGAGGAUGUGGUGGCUUUCCAGAACCUGCCUCAUCAGCGGCGGCGGGAGGUGCUGCAGGCGCUCACCUCCCAGAUGACCCAGCUCUUCCACUUCUUCCUAAGCCUGCUGGAGAACAACACCUCGCGCUACCGGAAGCUGUCAGGAUCUGAGAACGAGUUGGAGAAGCUGCAAGCCCAGGCAUCGUGUCGUGUGAGUGAGGCAGUGCUGUCAACUCUCACGGGGUUUGUGGACUGGGUCAACAUGUCCCACAUUGUCGAGAGAGAAGGCCUCCUCUUGCAGCUGCUCUGUUUGUUGCUAAGCGUCAGCAGUCUGCAGUUGUCUGCAGCCGAAUGUCUUCUACUUAUCGUCAGUCGAAAGGGUAAGCUGGAAGAAAGGAAACCUUUGUUGGUGUUGUUCAGUGAAGAUGCGAUGGCAACCAUACUUAAUGCUGCAGUUGCUGCAGAGAAGUCAUCCCGAGAUGAGUACUACUACCUAUUCCUGAAGAGGCUGUGUCAAGUGCUCACUGAGACGGGGAAACAGCUCUGUGUUUUAUGGGGCUCGACAGAGAAUGUCACCCAGCCUCCCAACUUCUCCACCUAUCUUCAAGCUCUCUUGGCAUUCUCAGAACACCCUAGUCAGAUGUUAGGCAGCUACACUCAGACACUAUGGAGUUCACUUCUUCGUCAUGAAAGUAUUUCAGAGGAUCCAGUACUUGUCUCCUUCAUACCUCACCUGGUCAAGUCCAUGACAAAAACACUACUGAAGGUUGGUUUCCCCAGUCAGAACAACUCUCCCAGCUGUGAAUAUGCAAGGUUGGAUUUUGACAGUGAUGAGGAAUUCAACAUGUUCUUUGCAAGGUACAAGGUGGAUAUUGCAGUCACGCUGCGUCAGGCCACGCUGCUCGAGCCCAAGAUCACCUUCAGUAUAGCCAUGGAGUGGCUUCACGAACAGCUGCAUAAACCUGUCGCCACGGGGGAAGGUCAGGACAAGAGCUACUGCACGUUCAGCUCGCCGUCCUUCCUCGAGUGGGAUGCCCUGACUGUGUUCCUGGAGAGUGUCAUGUCCCGGCUCUUCAUCUCCCAGAAACCCAAGCCGGAGGUUCAGGAAGGCAUCGACAUGCUGCAGAGAGUGCUGGACUACCAGACACAGGACCCUCUCAUCCUGUCCUGCUUGCUGUCAUGUGUGUCUGCUCUGUUCCCGUUCCUCACCUACACACCAGAGAGACUGCCGGUGGUGCUGGAGAAGAUAUUCCAUGCAGUUGUGUUCAACCUGUUCGGGCAGACAAAGUCGACGAGGAGUCGGGCUGUAAAGAAUGUGCGGCAGCAUGCAUGCUCUGUGUUGGUGAAGAUCUGCAAGCAGUACCCAGACCUCCUGUUUCCUGUGUUUGACCGGCUGUAUGAUCACAUCAAACAUAUCAGCAAGGACCCCGAGCAGUUGUCCCAGAUGGAGAAGUGUAUACUCACAGAAGCCCUCAUACUCAUCAGCAAUCAGUUCAAAGAUUUCGACAAGCAGUCGUCAUUUAUAGAAGAAGUUCUGUCUCCUGUCAAAGACUUGUGGGUUUCACCAGAAUUCACAGAAGCAUUCAGCAGUCCAGCCAAGUUCAUGUCCUACGUUGGUCUAGAUCAGCCCCCGGUGGAGCCCAGUUCAGCAGACACUUGUGGUAUUAACAGGUCACAUAUAAGUUACUGUAUCAACACCAUCCUGGCUGUGAUGAAGAGAACAAAGUGGCCGGAUGACAUGCAGGUCGCUCUGAAUGGGGGCUUCGCCAACGGUAAUCAGAGCAACGGUGGCCCCAUCCUCAGGAACCCUGCCACACCCCACAUCAGUCAGCUGCUGGAGAACCUCAUGUCCCUCAUCAAGACCCUGAGUCAGCUGUGGCUGCCGGAAUUCCUCAAGCUGAGACACCCUGACUUUGCAAUGGCUUAUGAUUUACAAGACAAUGAGAAACUGCAAAUACUAGGUAUCCCCCCGCCAUGCAAUGACAGCACAGAGACAACCACAUCCAAACACCCGCUGGAGAGGAUGCAGAACUUCCUGUCCAUCAUCUAUGAAAACUGCUUUCACAUCCUGGGCAAUGCUGGUCAGUGUCUGGGCUAUGAGUUCUACACGGCGCCAGGACUCGUGGAGUAUGUCCUCAAGUCGGUCAUCCAGCAGCUUCACCACAUCCCCGACUACAGACUCCGGCCCAUCAUCCGUGUGUUCAUGAAGCCGUUUGUCCAGAACUGCCCCAAGGAGUGUCAGACAACAGCACUGCUGCCCAUCCUGUCCACCCUCUGCCCCUACAUGCUACAGAGGCUGAGUGUCAAGUGGAACCAAAUUAAUCUCCGAUAUGAGAAGGCAGAAAAUGGUGGUGAGAAGGAGCAGGAGGAGGCGGAGGUGGUGGAGGACCAGCUCGCCAGGCAGCUGUCUCGGGAAUAUAUGGAGCUGCUUGGGUGUGUGUGCUACUCUCGGAAGUCCAACAUGGAGUCGUCAGAUGAUGUGGCCAUGGAGGACACGGACAACAGCGCAGCUCAGUCUAGUCAGCCCAGCAAGGACGACAGUCUCAGUGAACUCGGACAGCAGUGUAUGAAAACUGAGAGCCUGUUCCCCUCCAUCCUGCUGUGUGUGUACAGUGGACUCUCCUGGAAUGAUACGACGGCCUGUAACAAAUGUGUCAACCUUGCCUGGCCGCUAGUCAAACAGCUGCAGUCAGAAGAUGUGAUGACCCACGAGGCAGCAUCCCACGUGUUCAUGUCGGUGCUCAACGCCCUGCAGGUGCACGGCCAACAUGAGGGCUCCCAGGCCAUGUUGCUGGGUCUGGGGCUACAGCUGUAUGAGGCACUGAGGCCAUCGUUUCCAGACCUUGCCAAGAUACUUCUUCAGAUAACAGAUGUGACACAUCAACAGGUCCAGUCUUUUGAUGACAAAAUCCUCCAGUCCAGUCCACAGAAACAACACUCUGAGAAGAAAAAGAAGGAAGCUUUCAAGAAACUCGUGUCUGGAGUAAUAGGGAAAAAUAUUGGUCAGCAGUUUAAGCGUGAAGUCCACUACCAGAAUCUGCCGCCCAUGUUCCGUCACCGGCCCAAACACCCGUCGGUCGAUGAUGUGGAGAAAUCCGACAUUGGAUUGUGCCAGUUGUUUAAACCUGACCCUCCCCUCAGGAAAUGAUGAUAGCGCUGUGAUUUCGAAAGUCUGAUGUUGGAUAAAAAUCAUAAUUCCUUAAUUUUGGGGAGUGUUUCCAGGUCUUCCAAUCAACUGUUCAGGGAUUUUACAGCUUAUGUCAACAAAACUGUUAAAAUACUCAUAUUUACUCCAAAAAAUGAAGGCCAUCACUAUUGGCAGUAUUUUUAGGUAGAACAAAAUAAGAUCAAGUAAAAAAAGAUCUUCCAGUUUAUAAUCUGUUCUUGUUGUUAUCAAGUUACUUCACAACUUCUAUGCAAUUGGUGCAAUUUUGGUUUGUGUGUUUUUCUUUCUGAAAUGUCUUUGUAGAUUCAGAGGGUCUGUGGGGUAUGUCUCAAAACUUAAGGAAUUAGGUUUCUUAUCCAACAUUGAACUUUUGAUUUGCUCCCUAACAAUGAAAUGAACAACAGAUGAUUCUUGAAAUGAAAGCUGGAAAUGUGUCAAGACAAAUGUUUUAAUGGAUGUUGCCUAAGGUGUGAUUUGUCACCGACGAUAAAUUCAUCUUGCCAAAACUACACUUCAUCCCAAGUGUCUCGUUCACCACUGAUGCUUGACAUUGUCUGCAAGGAACUGUCCACAAAUGAGACUGCAAGCAAAAUGUGCAAGAAUAUUAUGGAUGUUUUAUUUGCGGGAACUGUUUGUUGACCAGGGCUGGAUAAUAAGCUACUUGCCCUUUGUGUGAAUGGUGUGCCGUCUUUAUACAUUUUGUAUGUUUGGUAAUAAUGUUCAUUGAAGUUGUGUCAUCUUUUUAACCUCUGUAAAUGUGUCGAUGUAAUUGAGAUCAACAACCUUGAUUUAAAAUCAGUCCCAUU
Messenger RNA from Haliotis rufescens (red abalone), 4506 nucleotides. RefSeq names its product exportin-5-like. NCBI's taxonomy places the organism in Eukaryota, Metazoa, Mollusca, Gastropoda, Lepetellida, Haliotidae. Gene Ontology annotation, molecular function: RNA binding; nuclear export signal receptor activity; small GTPase binding. The record is from RefSeq and is a predicted model, not a curated record. Bases 77 to 3682 code for a protein of 1201 amino acids. Gene Ontology annotation, biological process: RNA export from nucleus; protein export from nucleus. The transcript has 32 exons. Gene Ontology annotation, cellular component: cytoplasm; RNA nuclear export complex; nucleus.